ACAUUCGGAAUUGCCAGCAGAUUUAGCAAUUAAAUAUAUUAUAUUAAAAAUUUUACCAUUUGCUUUUUUAUUUACAAAAAAUCUAUAUAUUUAUCAUUUAAAUAAGAUUCAUUACUAUUUCAUAAGAAAGUUAACUUAUAUUCAUUUAUGUGAAAUUGUGAAACAUUUCUGCUGUAUUUACUUUUCUUUACAGAUGAGCGUACUGGAUUUUCGUUGUGACAAUGUUUUUGUAAAUGGUGAUGUGGUAGUUCCCAAAAAUAAUAUCAACAAUUUGCCAUGAAUCGUGUAUUCAUCGGUAUAAUUUUGAUUGCAUUAACAUUCUGCAAAGAAGACAGGAUUUCCAAUUUCAGAUUGUGUGGAGACCCGAAAUGUUCUGAACCUGUAUCUUUUGCAAAGACCCUGAUACGCUACACAAGUGACGAUAAAAGAAUUUUGUCAUUUGAACAUGGAGUUGAUGUUGUAAUCUACAGCAAAUCUGCAGGAUCAAGGCUAGAUUUGUGGGGUGCAGAGAUUAAAGGAAAACGAGGCUAUGUUCCCAAGGGUUUGGUCAGAGAACAAAAAAUUAUUAAGAAAAUUUUGAACUUCACUGUUCCAACAGAGUUUAACAUUGCAGCCAAGUCAAAUGAGGAUAAAUCUGGUACCAAAUCAACUGAAGAUAAAGAUAAUGAUACCCAAUCAAGUGAGGAUGAAGUAAAUGCUACCAAGUCCUCGGAAGGCAAAGAAAUUACAGCCAAGUCAGUUGAAGGAGAAAUAUUGAUACAAAGUACACAUGAAACGAAAAAUGGAACCGAACGUGUUAGUAGUAAUGGCAACCUGAGUGCAAGCCAAACUCAGACAAGUUCAAGUACACCCAGAUUGACCAAUCAGGUUCUGUCAGCUGGCUCAAACUUAGGGUCUUUUUCGUUCAAAGGAGUUUCUGCAGACUCAUCUGAAAAUAGGGCUCCGUCUCCAGAUUCUGUGGUCAAACCAUAUGAGGUCAUUGAUGGCACCACAUUGUUUUUGUCAACAGAUGGAGAUGUGGAGGAUGGCAGUCCCUCUGUGGUGAAAGCCACAGCUGUUCCUCGUGUCUCCACACCUAGUGCAACAGUGGAUCCAGAGAUUGUCAAGUCUGAAGUUAACCAGUACUCUGGUCCUGAGGAGGCAAAGCACACAUCUGAUCCAAAAACUGAUGAGAAAGCUGAAGAAAAUGCAAAAUUACCAUCCAGGAAAAGUGAAGUUGAGAAUUUAAUUGAUGGUAAAGGUACAGGCUCGCAGAAUAAUGUUGGUAAUGUGAAAAGAAGUGUAGAACAAAGUGAAGAUGUUUAUGUUAGUGAUGAUGAUGGUGAUGAUACUGAUGAUGAAGAUGAUGAUGACGAAGAAGAUGAUGAUGGCGAUGAUGAAAGCGGUGAGGAUCAUUCUGAGAAUAAUGAGGAAAAUGAAAUGGGAGAAGACCAUGAUGCCUCAAAAGUUGUGGAUGAUAAUGGGAAUUCAGAAAAUUCACUGGUCUCAAAAGGAGUUGAGGAGAGUUUAUCAAUGAAAGGAGAAGCACCUGUUGAUGGCAGUGGAACUGAAAUUAACCUCAACUUUGUUGGUACCUCACAGAAUGACCUAAAUACUCCAGAUAUAUCUGAGUUGCAGUCUUCUGAUGGCUCUUCUGACGUUAAUGUUAAAAAAGAAACAGACAGUAAAGUGGAGCUUGAUCUGAAUGACAUUUCUUCUAGUGCUCAUGACAAUCAUUCUACCAAUCAUGAGAUAAAAGCAGGUAUUUCAGAGGGUAUUAAUCCUUUAUCUUCAAGUGAAAAUAUACCUGACUCUGCUCCUGUUAGUGGUUCUGGAGAUGAAAUGAAAUCAGUGGAUGAAAAUAUUAAAUUACCAGAACUUUCAUCAACAGACCAAGACUCAUCAAUUCCCAAGGAACUGCGUGAUGUCAAUGAGACUGAAUAUAGUGAGGAAGUUUUUCUUUCAGGGUCAUCUGUUCUGGGCGAGACUUUGCAAGAUACUGUAACUGAAAUGCCAGUUGGUAAAUCAGAAGCUGUACCACCAGUUGGUAAUGGAGAACCAACAGAAAAACUGUUAUCAGAGGAAAAUAUGUCCACUGAAAGGUAUUCAGAUGAGAAUGAGAGAGUUUCUCCUAAUGGUGAAGUAUAUCCACCUGUUGAAGGUGAAGUAUCUCCACCUGUUGAAGGUGAAGUAUCUCCACUUGUUGAAGUAUCUCCACCUGGUGAGGAUGUAUCUUCAGCUGGUGGAGAAGGAUCUUCAUCUGAUGGUGAAAUAUCACCCAUUGAAGAAGGAUCUUCAACUGGUAAUGAGGAACUUUCAUCUGAUGUUAAAGGAUCUUCAGAUUCAGAUGAUAAAGGAUCUUCAGAUUCAGAUGAUAAAGCUUUGCCUGAUAGGAAAAAACCCUCACAAGAUAUUGAAAGACUUAGGGAUAUUGAAAAUUCAUUCAGUGAUGUUGAACAACUUUCAAAUGUUGUUGAAGUACCUCCAGUUGUUUUAGAUGAGAUUGAAACUAAUGAAUCUGUACUUACAAAUAAUAUAAUCACCUCUGAUAUUAUUGAAGAAGGAACUACCACCACCGUACAUGACCAUCACGAAUCAGAAAAUGGCAACGAUACAGAUGAAAUAGGAGUCUCUAUUGUAGAAAACUCCCAAGAGAAUAAUGAUCUUUCCAACGAAAUACUGAACGAUCCUGUUGAUGAAGAAGAGAGUCUUGAGGCACAGUCCGCAAUGUUAACUCAGCAUGAUUCCAGUGAAAGCCUCUUGUCUGGCAUGACAGGUACGUUACGCCAUGGUUACGAGAUUGUGGCAGGUUUGUUCUGGAGUGUAACACCUGAAGAACCAGUGACCACUGAAGGUGGUGCAACUACCACCAGCACACCAACUGAAGGUCCAGCCAUCGAUAUAGAGAAGGAAGAAAACGAUAUUGACUCUGUAGCUGUGAACAAGAGUUUAGAGAAUGCAGAAGACAAUAGUGGAGAAGCAAAUGAACCUAACGUGCCUUUAAAGUCCAUGUUGGAAAAAUCUAACACAAAAGAUGUCCCAUUCCAGAACACUGCUGAGACAGUUUCACAGAUCAUUGACGCGUGCCGCAAGGACUCAGGGCUGGACGGUCCAUGUUCUGAGGCGGAGAGUAUGUCCCCGGUCUUUGACCCACGAAGCAACUCAAGGAAGUUGCAACAAGACAUGGAAUACGAGCACGAAAUAAACUUUGAAAAUGAUUUUCUGUCUGUCUCGAGCAACUCCAUUUGGUUUGUGAUAUCUACUGGUAUUCUUGUCACCAUAUUCACCCUGGGAUUCAUCUACCUCGAAAAAAGGAAAUUCCAUAGCUCGCUGGUUGCGGAAGUGAACGCGCUGAAGAAGGAGCUGCAGAUAAAGUCGAUAGAGAUGAUGUCGAAGAGUGACGAGGGUGUGCUGGAACAGCGUGACUCCGAGGAGCUCCAUGCCUCCGUGGCUUCUCUGCAGCAGCAGCUGCAGGACUCCCAGGAGCGGUGCUCGGAGCUGGAGGAGAAAGUGCUGGCGCUGGAGAAGGAGCUGGAGACGGCCACGGAGACGGGGCUGGAGCUCAACAGGAUGCUGGGCGACAUGCUGUCCUCGCAGCAGGACUCCGACCAGCUGGCCCACAACAUGGAGGACCUGCGCAGGCAGCUCGACUCCCAGGAGGCGGCCAUGAAGGCCGACCUGGCCGCCAAGACGGCCGAGAAUGAAAAACUUCAAGCGCAAUUGGAUAAAGUUCUGGAAAAAAAUUGUCAACUUGAUGGAGAAAUUGAAAAGUUAAAGGAGAAACUAGAGAAAACAACAAACCAGCAACAAGAAUUGCAGAAACUAAAUGAACUUUUGCAGGUGCAGCUGUCUGAGGAGCGGCGGCAGGCGGCCGGCCUGGCCCAGGCGCUCGCCGUCAGGGACAGCGAGGUCACCGUGCUGCAGGACUGCCUGAAGCAGGCGGGCGAGGGCGGGGAGGAGGAGGGGGGAGGCGUCGACAAGUUCCAGGCCCUGCUGGACGAGGGGCGCGUGCGGGCCGAGCUCAGGAUGGUGUCCCUGGAGCGGGACGCCCUCGCCGACCGCCUGCGAGGGGAGGAGGGCUCCCGCAAGCUCCUCGAAGACCAUGUUGAGUUGAUCACCAAGGAGGUGGCUAAACUGCGUUCGAGAUACGAGGAGGCAGAGAAGGAGAAGACAGAGGCACAGACAAGGCUGGAAGUACUGUCCAAUUACUUCAAAGAAAAGGAAACACAGCUGCAGAAGGAGUUAGGCCUUCAGGAAGCCAUGAACAUCCAGAAAGAUGGGGAUGUAACCACCACAUCUGAGCGCAUUCGUCUUCUUCAAGAAGAAGUUGAAAAUUACAAGUCACAAGUAGAUACUAUGAAGAAAGAAAUUCUGGACCAGGAAAGAGGCCUCAAGAGUCAGAUCUCAGUCCUUGAAAAGAAAGCUCAUGAGAACUGGGUGGCAGCGCGGCAGGCGGAGCGGCGGCUGGAGGAGACCAAGCAGGAGGCCGGCCAGCUCAGGAACCGGCUCACCAUCGUCGAGAAGAACAUCACCAACACCGGCACGCCCAACGGGGACACCAGCCUCAAGAUGGCAGAACGACUUCCGUCGGAGAGUAAUGGUGAGCUGCCCAUGUCCCCGCCCCUCAUAGACUCUCCUCUGCACUACCGCGAGGGCCUGCCAGUGUCUCCGCCCCUCCUGCCGCCCUUCAUGCUGCCCCCUCCAGGGGUGCCCUUCAUGCCCCCGCCCAACUUCAUGCCGCCCCCGCCCCCGCCCAUGUUCCCCGGGGACAGGCGGCCCCCGCCCCUGGGCCGCAUGUCGUCCCCCCCGCCCCCCGGCGGGGACUACUCCCCGUCCUUCGACGGUCGCUCCGACGACCGCUCUCCCCCGCCCUACCACGUGGAGAGCUUGGACCGCUACCGACGGAGGACUCCGCCCCGCUGGGACCAGCCCGUAGGCCCCCGCUCCGGCUUCAGACCCCUGCCCCCGAACCUGCGCACCACUCCCAGGGAGCCCAAAGGUUCUGCGGUGAGCUCCGGGCAUUCCUCGGAGUCCAGCCGACACAGCGACAACAACAUGGUGUGAAGAGCCGGUCACUGUGCCUUCAGUGGUGGUAGCACUGACUAGGAAGCAGUCAAUAGGAUGCAGGGGCCUCACUUCAUGCUUUCGGCGUUCAGUUUUCUUCACUGUUUGCAGCCACGAUGCGCCCUGACGUCAAAUAUGGUUGCAGCUCGUGCAAAGGCAUUUUAUUGUGUUCAUGUUAAACUUGGUAUUGUGAAAAUUUUUAAAAAUGAGUUUGUUUUUGGGGGGAAAGAAAAAAACCAUGCACAGAUUUUUAUUAAGAACAGUUUAAAGAAAUUUUCUAGUUAUAAAUAAAUCUCAGCACACUUCAGUAGGCUGUUGAGAAUGUUUCCCAUAGUUUUGUUUUUCAUUGUACCAGCCCAUAAGAGAAAUACUGGGAAGAAUAUUUAAAAUACACUGUUACAUUGACCAAAACAGUGCAAUUUUGUCAUAUGCUCAUGGUAUGAUGAAGCGGUUGUCAGUUCUGCUUGUACGUGUACAAAAGUUGUACAGUUGUAAAGAAGUUCUGAUGUGAUAGAAAGCACUACUGUCUGUUCCUCUGAAGUAUGAACUAAACUUUGAGUCAUUGCUCAUUGGCUAAGGGCAUGAGCAUACUAUCCAGUAGCAACAAGGCUUAUAGAUUAGGGAAGUGCGGAUAGAAGAGCAUUUCCAGCAACAAAGGUGAAACCCGUGUAAUUAGUUUCACAAUGAACCUAUGUUUGAUACUGUUGCCUAAGAAACAAAAUGCCCAUCGUAUGUUACCAUCAUAAUUUGAGGUUGUAGAAACUUCACUUGCAUUUUAAGGGUUAAAAACUGGGCAGUGACAUCCCAAAAGUCUAAGAAUGUAUACCAGAAAUAUAGUUUGAGCAGCAGCAUAUUAUUUAUUUUGUGUGACUUAAAGCAACACUUGUUUGCAGUGGUCAAUGUUGAAAACUAAUCAGUAUUUAUAAUUAAAUAUCAUUUGAAAUGCCCCAUAUAAAUUUUUUUGUAAUAGUACUGCUUUUCAGAAGAAGCAUUUUAUUGAUGGUUUUAUGUGCCUGUUUUAGGUUAAAAUGUUUUCUUAAUUUAUAAACUUUUUAUUUCAGUAUUGUCUUUCUAUAAUUUUCAUGCUUUUUUUUUUUCCACUUUUUUUUUUUUUUUUUAUUAGGACUUGGCACCAGUACUACAGUAUGACACAGUUUGAGAUGUAUUAAAGGCUGUAUGACAUUUUCUUGCAAGUUGUGUAAUCCUUGAAUAAAAACCUGAUAACAUAAAACACUGGGGGGUGGGGGAAAUAAAACAAAAAUAUAGUUUCUAUAGUACAAGUUUCCGAAGUGUGCCCCCCCCCCCCCCCCCCCAAAUCCCCAAUUUUUUUUUUUUUUAUUUGGUUAUGUCUUUGAUUUUGACGCAUUGUUCGAUUUUCUGAAAUCAAUUCCCCAUUAUAGGAAGUCUUCCGAUUCACAAGGUUUUAUAAAAAAAAAAAAAAAAAAUUUCAAUCUUCGACACUGUUACAGUGAGGUUUUAAAGCUAUUCUUAAAUUUAGUGUAUUGUCGCUCUGAGAAUAUCAUUGAAAGUGAAUAUGGUUAAAUAUUACAGUGUUAUGUUUCCGUAUACAUUUUGUCAAAGGUUUAUAGUCAAUAAUAAUGGCUCUGAAACAUGAUGGUACAUUAUUCCCUUUUAACUCAGGCAAAUGGUGUAAAAAAAAAAAAAAAAACAGCCUCUUCUUGCAAAAAAAAUCCAGUAAUGUUUUAUUAUCGUUCUCUAUGUUUUUGUGGGUGCUGAAUCCAAAUCUGGAAUUAACCAACAAAAUUUCUUGAUUUUGAGAUAUUCUAUAUAAUAAAAAAAAAGCAGCCAAAUUUUCACACUUUUUUUUGCUUAUAAUGUUAACAGAAUAUGUGGUAACGUAAAACUCACUUGUGUUGUUUUUAAAGACAACUAAAUUGUCACAAUUUGAUCUCCAUUGUAGCUCUGUACGUUCUAUAGUUCUUGAGAUACAGCAUGAAUUUUAUUUAUUAAAACUACUCAGCAUAAGUUACUUUGUCAAUUUUUGAUCUCAAGACAGUUACUUUGACAAUUUUUGAUCUCUUAUAGUUUUUAAACUGCAAGUAAGACCUGAGAAGGAAAGUGAUUGGUUUCAUACAGUAUCUUGGGUAAGGCUGGAAGUUAAUUUUGAUGAGCUGCCACAUUUCAGGAGAAAAUGUUAGUUAUAUCAGGAACAAUUUUUUUUUUUUUUUUUACCAUCCUCAAUUGUCAAAAUUCCUCCCCCCCCCCCCCCCCCCCCCCAUCAACAUGUCCAUUCUGAAAGAGUGCCUCUAAAAAAGUAAUUUUUUUCUUCUAUUUUGUUGCCAGGUCUGUAUCUAGGCUGGUAAAUUAUCUGGCAGUUUGUGAAGUCCUGUGUAGAAAUAUGGCUGUGAUACACUGUGCAGGAUGUUUGUAUUUUAACCUACAAGUGUUUACCAUGAUUCUUUGAAGGAAAGAUCGAUAGUGACUAUGUUUUGUCAGUUAAAUGUUAAAGAUUAUGGGCAUUGGGUCUACUUUAAUUAUUUGAAAGCACAACACUUUGCAAAAUUGUUUUUGUCUAAUCCCUGUAAUGUUAAUACAGAAAAGUGCACAUAGUAUAUAUUUUGUUCCCAAGUAUUUUGUCAUUAUUUUAGUAAGAAAUUGUUACACACAUUAAAUAUAUUUCUUUUCUUAACAUGGACAUGUUUUAUAAACUGUGGGUGACAGUGCAUAUACACUGGUGAGAGAGAUUCAAUAGAGAAGUACAUACUUUGGAUGUUUAAAAUCCAUUGCCUGAGAAGAAUAUUCCUCUUGCUCAUUAAUACCAGGUAAAAGAUCGCUCACCAGUGUGUAUGCUCCGUUCAUUUGUAACAUUGUAUUCCAAUGUAUCUAAUGCUCUUUGCUCCUGUGUGGAAAAAAAAAAAAGAAAACAUUACGGAGUCACAAAGAGGUCAUUGUUAAUCUUUGUACAGAGAAUUUUAAUAUAUGCAUACCAAUUACAAAUAUGUCAUACUUA
Messenger RNA from Bacillus rossius redtenbacheri, 8014 nucleotides. RefSeq names its product transport and Golgi organization protein 1 (gene Tango1). The transcript is spliced from 16 exons. Bases 277 to 5043 code for a protein of 1588 amino acids. Lineage: Eukaryota; Metazoa; Arthropoda; Insecta; Phasmatodea; Bacillidae. Gene Ontology annotation, molecular function: protein binding. Gene Ontology annotation, biological process: endoplasmic reticulum to Golgi vesicle-mediated transport; vesicle cargo loading; protein secretion. The record is from RefSeq and is a predicted model, not a curated record. Gene Ontology annotation, cellular component: endoplasmic reticulum membrane; endoplasmic reticulum exit site.